GCAGUUGCAGCAGAGGCGGAGGCUGCUUCUGGACGCGUCCGGGCCGCGCGGCCGGAGCCCCAGCCCGGAGGCGCCGGGCGCUGCAAUCAGUGCUGCUGCUGCUGCUCUCCCGCCGCCGCCUGGGCCCCCGCUGCCCCCGGGCCCCCGGACGCCGUCCGCGCCCUCGUCGACCCCGCCUGCUUGUGCGCCCCAGCCGGGACGCCGCCCCCGGCCGGGUCUCCACUUCUUAGCCGCACCUCCCAUGACAGCGCCCGCGCGAAGAUGGCUGCGAAGGGCUCACACAGCUCCCACCUGAAGGUAGAGAGCGAGCUGGAGCGCUGCCGCGCCGAGGGCCUCUGGGACCGCAUGCCCCAGCUGGUCCGGCAGAUGAGGGCGCUGGUCCUGCCCAGUGGUGGAGGCAACCGAAGAGCCAUCUCGAGCGCCUUAUUCACCCCCCCGGACGCCGAUGACUUUGGAAAAUUGCUCCUGGCUGAGUCCCUCCUGGAGCAGUGUUUGAAGGAGAACAAUGCCAAGAUAAAAGACUCCAUCCCUUUGCUGGAGAAGAAUGAGCCGAAGAUGAAUGAAGCCAAAAACUAUCUGAGUAGUAUCCUCAACCAUGGGAAGCUGUCGUCAAGGUACAUGUGUGAGGCCAUGCUGAUCCUGGGCAAGCUGCAUUACGUGGAGGGCUCCUACCGGGAUGCCAUCAGCAUGUAUGCGAAGGCUGGGAUCGAUGACAUGUCCAUGGAGAACAAGCCCCUGUAUCAGAUGCGGCUGCUGGCAGAGGCCUUUGUCAUCAAAGGCCUCUCCCUGGAACGCCUCCCCAACUCCAUCGCUUCCCGCCACCGCAUGACUGAGCGGGAGGAGGAAGUGAUCACCUGCUUCGAGAGGGCCUCCUGGAUCGCGCAGGUGUUCCUGCAGGAAUUGGAGAAGGUCACUAACAACAACACAUCGCGGCACCUGAAAGGCUCCCACCCCGUUGACUAUGAGCUCACCUACUUCCUGGAAGCUGCCCUGCAGAGCGCUUACGUGACAAACCUGAAGAAGGGGAACAUCGUGAAAGGCAUGAGAGAGCUCCGGGAGGUCCUACGGACUGUGGAGACCAAAGCAACUCAGAACUUCAAAGUGGUGGCGGCCAAGCACCUGGCGGGGGUCCUGCUGCACUCCCUGAGUGAGGAGUGCUACUGGAGCCCCCUGUCCCAGCCUCUGCCCGAGUUCAUGAAUAAAGAGGAGAAUUCCUUCAUCUUGCAAGCCCUGCGCAAGCCUCACCUCUACGAAGGAGACAACCUCUACUGCCCAAAGGACAACAUCGAGGAAGCCCUCCUGUUGCUCCUCAUCAGCGAGUCCAUGGCUACUCGGGAUGUGGUGCUGAGCCGGGCGCCAGAGCAGGAGGAGGACCGGGCGGUGAGCCUGAGGAAUGCGGCGGCCAUCUACGACCUCCUGAGCAUCACGCUGGGCAGGAGGGGCCAGUACGUCAUGCUCUCGGAGUGCCUGGAGCGAGCCAUGAAGUUUGCAUGUGGAGAAUUUCACCUUUGGUACCAAGUGGCCCUCUCCAUGGUGGCGUGUGGAAAGUCGGCCUACGCUGUGUCGCUGCUACGGGAGUGUGUGAAGCUGCGGCCCUCGGACCCCACCGUGCCCCUGAUGGCCGCCAAAGUCUGCAUCGGGUCCCUGCACUGGCUGGAGGAGGCGGAGUGCUUUGCCAUGAUGGUGAUUGACCGUGGGGAGGAAGCUGGGGAGUUCCUCUCCAAGGCCUACCUGGCACUGGGUCUCACCUACAGCCUGCAGGCCACUGACGCGACUCUGAAGUGCAGGCAGGAUGAGUUGCACCGGAAAGCACUGCAGACGCUGGAGAGAGCCCAGCAGCUGGCGCCUGGCGACCCACAGGUCAUCCUCUAUGUCUCCCUGCAGCUGGCCCUCGUCCGACAGAUCUCCAGCGCUAUGGAGCAGCUGCAGGAGGCCCUGAAAUUGUGCAGGGAUGAUGCCAAUGCCCUCCACCUGCUGGCUCUCCUCUUCUCCGCCCAGAAACACUACCAGCUCGCGCUGGACGUCAUCAACAUGGCCAUCACGGAGUACCCCGAGAACUUCAAAGGCCUGGAAAAGGAUGGCAGCCUCGGCGAGGGCGUCAUGCUGAAGAAGCAGAGUGGCAUGCACCUGACUCUGCCGGAUGCCCAUGACGCAGACUCCGGCUCUCGGCGGGCAUCGUCCAUCGCAGCCUCGCGGCUAGAGGAGGCCAUGUCGGAGCUGACCAUGCCCAGCUCUGUUUUGAAACAGGGCCCCAUGCAGCUGUGGACCACGCUGGAACAGAUCUGGCUCCAGGCUGCUGAGCUGUUCAUGGAGCAGCAGCACCUCAAGGAAGCCGGUUUCUGCAUCCAGGAGGCAGCGGGCCUCUUCCCCACCUCGCACUCGGUACUCUACAUGCGGGGCCGGCUGGCCGAGAUGAAGGGCAGCUUGGAGGAGGCCAAGCAGCUUUACAAGGAGGCGCUCACGGUGAACCCUGAUGGCGUGCGCAUCAUGCACAGCCUGGGUCUGAUGCUGAGUCGGCUGGGCCACAAGCCCCUGGCCCAGAAGGUGCUGCGGGACGCCGUGGAAAGGCAGAGCACCUGUCACGAGGCAUGGCAGGGCCUGGGCGAAGUGCUGCAGGCCCAGGGCCAGAGCGAGGCCGCCAUCGACUGCUUCCUCACCGCCCUGGAGCUGGAGGCCAGCAGCCCGGUGCUGCCCUUCUCCAUCAUCCCCAGAGAGCUCUGACACCCCGCAGCAGCAGGGAGGGAGGGGCUGCCCCGUUGGAGGGGAUGGGGGGGGCCAGGCAGGAAGCAGGGAGCAUGGGUUGGGGGAGGAAUAGGACCUCAGGGAAAUACAUCUCUAGGGAACACUUCUGCAAGCUGCAGCCCUAGUUCUCCUCGCCUCCCCCACCCCACCCUGCAUUCCCCUUCCUGGGCCAGCUGGGUCUGAGAGCUGCUCAUCUAGCUGGGUGGACCAGAUUUGCAUCAAAAGCAAAUUCCUUGCUCUUUGGGACUCAGACAUUGUGGUGUUUAUGAGCAAGGAAGUAGCUGGGGGGCCACAUCAACAUGGGGGCCCCUCCCCAGAGUAUCUGUGCAGCAUCUAAAUGUGUAGUCAGGUCUGUGUGUCUUGGUUACCUCCCCACCUGGAAACCUCUAUCCCAUACCUGCCACCCUCCCUCAACAUCCCUGACCCUUGAUUCCCGGCUUUGCACCAGCUUUAGUCUCGAACCUCAGCUCUCUGCUCUCCAGCACCAAAGACGAACCCUGCAAGCUGCCCUCUGGCUGGGCCAAGGGUUUUCCUGGCUUCCUCCCGUGGUGCCUCGGGAGAGUCAUGGUGACUGGAGUUGCUCCUUGAGAGCCUCACAGCUGCCCUUCACCCCCCUGGGCCUCUGUGCCUUGGGGAGCCCGCAGCCCUGGUCCCAUGCCCCAGUCUCAGGACAGGGUUUUGGAUCACUCUCAGGUCUUGCCCAGAGCAGUCACAGCUUGACUCCACUGGUAAGUGGGAAGAAGAUGGACCUCUGAGUUCCUCUCCCAGGCUGAGUUAGUGGAUAAUGCCUGGCGUUGACCUUUGCCUGACGAGGCCAGUUGGGAUCCACUGUGCACCCCUCUGCUGCCAGGUGACCUUGUGGCCAGCGACACAGCACUGGCCUUAACUAACCUUCCAUUUCCAUCCAUCUCCAUCUUCCUGGAAACACCCCAGCUGAAGCAGCCUGCUUAGACCCCAGGCCACAGCCCCAGGAUGGGCCUCAGGACAGAAACGUGGCUGCUGGACCCAGCCCUUUCUAGUAGCUUACGUCAGCACAUUCCUUCAAGCCUUACCUUUCUGGGCAAUAGGUAUACAAUGCACGUCACUCUGGAGAUGGGAGUCUCUAGGACUGUCCCCAGCUCAUCUCACCACCCACAACCCAUUCCUCAGGCUUUCUUGGGCAACCCAAGCCCCACCCUGGUCAUUUGGUUGUCUCUGCCCGGCACCUCCUAACUGGUUGAACAGGCCUCUGGAUACUAGACACCUAUGUCCGCAGGGGUCCUGGGUGCUGGUGGUGGGUGUCUUUCCUGCUGCUCCCCCAGCCUGCUGCAAGAUGCUCCUGGGAUUGUCCCCAAGAAUUUGGCCCCCUCCCACACAGGCCUAUCAGGGGCAUUCUUUUUUUAUCAGCACUUUGGGUUUUAGUUUUAAAGCUCUAGGUACAUCUCUCAUUUUAAGAUGUGUGGAAAGGCCAGGCAAGGACUGCCCGGGUCUGUCAUAGCCCAGUCUCUCUGUGGGAGGCCCACCCUCCUCGCUACACUGGCUCAGCACUGCACCCCCAGGUGCUUCCCAGGGAGAGCCUGCGCCUCCUGGCCUCCGCCAGGUGAGCAACGCUGCGGAGAGCAGCAGAUCCUCUGCCACUUGGUUGAAGGAUCUCAAUAUAUGUAAGUGUGUGUAUAAAUAUAUAUAUAUAUGAUAGAGCUCUAUUUUUAUUCUGGAAUUCUGUUAGAAAAAAAAAGAAACAGGACAAAGCAAAUGCCAUUGAAUUGCCUUGGGGGCCCCAAAGAUGUUGGUAGUCAGUUCUUGGUAAUAAGAAAGGCACCAGAUGCAUUUUGAUUGUAUGCCCUCAGAGGAGGUCUUAACGGGCUGGGCCAAGUUGCUGACAGUUUGCUGAUUGAAUAAAGAGAUCCCUGAAUGGGGAAGCAGGUU
Molecule: messenger RNA, 4647 nt
Organism: Myotis myotis
Lineage: Eukaryota; Metazoa; Chordata; Mammalia; Chiroptera; Vespertilionidae
Gene: TTC7A
Product: tetratricopeptide repeat domain 7A
Exons: 19
Coding region: 262-2721 (819 amino acids)
Biological process (GO): protein localization to plasma membrane; phosphatidylinositol phosphate biosynthetic process
Cellular component (GO): plasma membrane
Molecular function (GO): protein binding
Source: RefSeq, a predicted model, not a curated record